Nannizzia gypsea CBS 118893 is the source of this 921-nucleotide messenger RNA. Its product is annotated as glucan 1,3-beta-glucosidase. The coding region runs from base 1 to 921 and encodes 306 amino acids. The record is from RefSeq and is a predicted model, not a curated record. Gene Ontology annotation, biological process: cell wall organization; carbohydrate metabolic process. The transcript has 4 exons. Gene Ontology annotation, molecular function: glucan endo-1,3-beta-D-glucosidase activity; 1,3-beta-glucanosyltransferase activity. Gene Ontology annotation, cellular component: extracellular region; cell surface; fungal-type cell wall. Lineage: Eukaryota; Fungi; Ascomycota; Eurotiomycetes; Onygenales; Arthrodermataceae.
AUGCGUUUCUCAACUGCUGUCUCGCUGGCUCUGGCGGCCAGCCCGGCUGCCGUCCUUGGUGCCGGCAACCUAGGAUUCUCCCUGGGCGUGAAGAAGCCCGAUGGAUCUUGCAAGCAGCAGGUCGACUUCGAGAUGGACUUUGACGUCCUCAAGGCCCACGGCAAGACUGUUAGAACAUACGCGGCUGCUGACUGCGAUAACACCGUCCACCUCAUCCCAGCUGCUAAGAAGAAGGGCUUCAAGGUUGUUCUCGGCGUCUGGCCUGAUGUCCCCGAGUCGUUCGAGGCCGAUACGAAGGCUCUGCAGAAGGCUGUCCCCGGUAACGAAGACGUUAUCACUGCCAUCACUGUUGGCUCCGAGACUCUCUACCGCGGCAACUUCACCGGCAAGGAGCUGCUCGGCAAGAUCAACCAGGUCAAGAAACUCUUCCCUAAAGUCAAGGUCGGCACUGCAGACAGCUGGAACAAGUACGCCGAUGGCACUGCUGAUGAUCUCAUCAGAGGCGGCGUUGAUUACUUCUUGGUUAACGCCUUCGCCUUCUGGCAGGGCAAGGCCAUCGAGGAGGCCCCCAAGACUUACUUCGACGAUAUGUUCCAGGCCGCAAAGCACAUCCGUGAAAUUGCUGGCACCGGAAAGGACAUCUACAUUGCCACCGGUGAAACUGGCUGGCCUUCCGACGGCGGUACCGACUACGGCGCGGCAAAGGCUGGCACCAAGAACGCUGACAAGUUCUUCCACAGUGGCGUCUGCCCGAUGCUCACCUACGGCUAUGACGUCUUCUUCUUUGAGGCUUUUGACGAGCCAUGGAAGCCCAAGAGCACUGGUGACAACGGCAAUGCCGCUGACGAGACCCAUUGGGGCAUGUACACUGCCGACCGCAAGGCCAAGUACAGCGUCGACUGCAACGCAAAGAAGAACUAG